AUGUCUACUGACAAGAUCACCUUCCUGACCAACUGGCACGCGACCCCGUACCACGCCCCCCUUUACCUCGCCCAGAGCAAGGGCUACUUUAAGGAAGAGGGCCUCAAGGUUGCUCUCCUCGAGCCCAAUGACCCCUCCGAUGUCACCGAGAUCAUCGGCAGCGGCAAGGUUGACAUGGGCUUCAAGGCUAUGAUUCAUACCCUUGCUGCCAAGGCCCGCAACUUCCCCGUCACCUCGAUCGGCUCUCUCCUCGACGAGCCCUUCACUGGUGUUGUCUACCUCAAGGACAGCGGAAUCACCGAAGACUUCCGCUCCCUGAAGGGCAAGAAGAUCGGCUACGUCGGCGAGUUUGGCAAGAUCCAAAUCGACGAACUCACCAAAUACUACGGCAUGACCGCCGAUGACUACACCGCCGUCCGGUGCGGCAUGAACGUAACCAAAGCCAUCAUUCGCGGCGACAUCGACGCAGGCAUCGGCCUCGAGAACGUCCAGAUGGUCGAGCUUGCCGAAUGGCUCGCCGAGCAGGGCCGACCCCGUGACGACGUGCAAAUGCUGCGCAUCGACCAGCUCGCCGAGCUUGGAUGCUGCUGCUUCUGCUCGAUCCUGUACAUUGCCAACGACGCCUUCCUGGCCGCCAACCCAGAGAAAGUGCAGAAGUUCAUGCGGGCCGUCAAGCGCGCUACAGACUACGUUUUGGCUGAACCCGCCCGCGCUUUCGAGGAGUACGUGGACAUGAAGCCGAUCAUGGGCACUCCGGUUAACCGGAAGAUCUUUGAGCGGUCGUUUGCCUACUUCAGCCGUGACUUGAAGAACGUUAGUCGUGACUGGGCUAAGGUGACCAACUAUGGAAAGCGGUUGGGCAUCUUGAGUUCCGACUUCGUGGCUAACUAUACCAAUGACUACUUGUCUUGGGGACUGGAUGCUGAUUCCACUGAUCCCCUUGGUGAUCAGAAGCGUAUGGCCGAGUUGCAGAAGAAGGUCGCUGCUGAGGGUGGUUAUAAGCGGUUGGAGGUUGCUUCUGAGGCUUGA
Aspergillus vadensis CBS 113365 is the source of this 1029-nucleotide messenger RNA. RefSeq names its product NMT1/THI5 family protein. NCBI's taxonomy places the organism in Eukaryota, Fungi, Ascomycota, Eurotiomycetes, Eurotiales, Aspergillaceae. The transcript is spliced from 4 exons. The record is from RefSeq and is a predicted model, not a curated record. Bases 1 to 1029 code for a protein of 342 amino acids. Gene Ontology annotation, biological process: thiamine biosynthetic process.